AUGGAGACGUCGUUCACACUACACACUGCAGCAUCACGUGCAGCAUACUCCCUCACACUCCAGAUCGUGCCCCAUACUGUGGAGGCGUCGUUCACACUACACACUGCAGCAUCACGUGCAGCAUACUCCCUCACACUCCAAAUGGUGCCCCAUACUGUGGAGACGUCGUUCACACUACACACUGCAGCAUCAUGUGCAGCAUACUCCCUCACACUCCAGAUAGUGCCCCAUACUGUGGAGACGUCGUUCACACUACACACUGCAGCAUCACGUGCAGCAUACUUCCUCACACUCCAGAUGGUGCCCCAUACUGUGGAGACGUCGUUCACACUACGCACUGCAGCAUCAUGUGCAGCAUACUUCCUCACACUCCAGAUGGUGCCCCAUACUGUGGAGACGUCGUUCACACUACACACUGCAGCAUCAUGUGCAGCAUACUUCCUCACACUCCAGAUAGUGCCCCAUACUCUCCCCAGGCACUACAGAGCCCAGGCACUACAGAGCCCAGGUACUACAGAGCCCAGGUACUACAGAGCCCAGGCACUACAGAGCCCAGGUACUACAGAGCCCAGGCACUACAGAGCCCAGGUAGUACAGAGCCCAGGUACUACAGAGACCAGGCACUACAGAGCCCAGGCACUACAGAGCCCAGGCACUACAGAGCCCAGGCACUACAGAGCCCAGGCACUACAGAGCCCAGGCACUACAGAGCCCAGGUACUACAGAGCCCAAGUACUACAGAGCCCAGGCACUACAGAGCCCAGGUACUACAGAGCCCAGGCACUACAGAGCCUAGGCACUACAGAGCCCAGGUACUACAGAGCCCAGGCACUACAGAGCCCAGGCACUACAGAGCUCAGGUACUACAGAGCUCAUGCAGGUAUUACAGAGCCCAGGUACUACAGAGCCCAGGCACUACAGAGUUCAGGUACUACAGAGCUCAUGCAGGUACUACAGAGCCCAGGCACUACAGAGCUCAUGCAGGUACUACAGAGCCCAGGCACUACAGAGCUCAGGUACUACAGAGCCCAGGUACUACAGAGCCCAAGUACUACAGAGCCCAGGCACUACAGAGCCCAGGUACUACAGAGCCCAGGCACUACAGAGCCCAGGCACUACAGAGCCCAGGUACUACAGAGCCCAGGCACUACAGAGCCCAGGCACUACAGAGCCCAGGCACUACAGAGCCCAGGCACUACAGAGCCCAGGUACUACAGAGCCCAGGCACUACAGAGCCCAGGCACUACAGAGCCCAGACACUACAGAGCCCAGGCACUACAGAGCCCAGGCACUACAGAGCCCAGGUACUACAGAGCCCAGGCACUACAGAGCCCAGGUACUACAGAGCCCAGGCACUACAGAGCCCAGGCACUACAGAGCCCAGGCACUACAGAGCCCAGGCACUACAGAGCCCAGGCACUACAGAGCCCAGGCACUACAGAGCCCAGGCACUACAGAGUUCAGGUACUACAGAGCUCAGGUACUACAGAGCCCAGGUACUACAGAGCUCAUGUAGGUACUACAGAGCUCAGGCACUACAGAGCCCAGGCACUACAGAGCCCAGGCACUACAGAGCCCAGGUACUACAGAGCUCAGGUACUACAGAGCCCAGGUACUACAGAGCCCAGGUACUACAGAGCCCAGGCACUACAGAGCCCAGGUACUACAGAGCCCAGGUACUACAGAGCACAGGCACUACAGAGCCCAGGCACUACAGAGUCCAGGUACUACAGAGCCCAGGCACUACAGAGCCCAGGUACUACAGAGCCCAGAUACUACAGAGCCCAGGUACUACAGAGCCCAGGUACUACAGAGCACAGGCACUACAGAGCCCAGGUACUACAGAGCCCAGGUACUACAGAGUCCAGGUACUACAGAGCCCAGGUACUACAGAGCCCAGGUACUACAGAGCCCAGGUACUACAGAGCCCAGGCACUACAGAGCCCAGGUACUACAGAGUCCAGGUACUACAGAGCCCAGGCACUACAGAGCCCAGGUACUACAGAGCCCAGGCACUACAGAGCCCAGGUACUACAGAGCCCAGGUACUACAGAGCCCAGGCACUACACAGCUCAGGUACUACAGAGCUCAGGUACUACAGAGCUCAGGUACUACAGAGCCCAGGUACUACAGAACCCAGGUACUACAGAGCCCAGGUACUACAGAGCCCAGGUACUACAGAGCCCAGGCACUACAGAGCCCAGGCACUACAGAGCCCAGGCACUACAGAGCCCAGGCACUACAGAGCCCAGGUACUACAGAGCCCAGGUACUACACAGCCCAGGCACUACAGAGCUCAUGCAGGUAGUACAGAGCCCAGGUACUACAGAGCCCAGGCACAACAGAGCCCAGCCACUACAGAGCCCAGGUACUACAGAGCCCAGGUACUACAGAGCCCAGGUACUACAGAGCCCAGGCACUAAAGAGCCCAGGCACUACAGAGCCCAGGCACUACAGAGCCCAGGCACUACAGAGCCCAGGCACUACAGAGCCCAGGCACUACAGAGCCUAGGCACUACAGAACCCAGGCACUACAGAGCCCAGGCACUACAGAGCCCAGGCACUACAGAGCCCAGGCACUACAGAGCCCAGAUACUACAGAGCCCAGUGCUAACUGGUAUCGUUUGGGAACACCAACAUUAUCAGCAAAGCAUUCAUCGAUUGCUAGCAACAUCGUGCCUUUCAGACCUUAAGGAGAUCCUUAUCAUAAUUAUUGUUUCUCAGGAAGCUGUCAAAGACCACGAUGUUAGCCAACACAUUAUUCCUCUUAUUCUUCAUAAUGAAAUUAGGACCCAAUCCUUGUAUGACGGGGCCGGCAUCACACCCAAUGACAUUUAUCAGGAAGGUGGUGAUAUCUUCAGGAAGAAGCUCUUCUUCAUAAGUAUGGAGGACCUAGAAAAACUCUUGGGCUACGAUUUCCCGCUUCGCAAGGACCACCACUUGUAUCUCAACUACCUACGUCAGCUCCUAGCCGAAAGAUCACUUUUUAUGAGCAGGACCAGCCCAUGGAUAACUGACCGCACAGAGAGUGAGAUCAGUACGAAUAUUGAGGAUGAAAACCCGAACGUGGGCGUGUUCGCCAUUGUGUUCUGCAGUGACGAUUAA
Procambarus clarkii (red swamp crayfish) is the source of this 3105-nucleotide messenger RNA. NCBI's taxonomy places the organism in Eukaryota, Metazoa, Arthropoda, Malacostraca, Decapoda, Cambaridae. The record is from RefSeq and is a predicted model, not a curated record.